Molecule: messenger RNA, 2091 nt
Organism: Magnolia sinica
Lineage: Eukaryota; Viridiplantae; Streptophyta; Magnoliopsida; Magnoliales; Magnoliaceae
Product: L-gulonolactone oxidase 2-like
Exons: 4
Coding region: 7-1845 (612 amino acids)
Cellular component (GO): membrane
Molecular function (GO): D-arabinono-1,4-lactone oxidase activity; FAD binding
Source: RefSeq, a predicted model, not a curated record
UCAAAUAUGAACUCAUUUCAAGGUAUGUGUGCAACCAUGGCUCUUGGUUUACUGGUCUUGGUGAUGGUGAUAGGUGUGUCCGCCACUCUACCGAGCCAAGUCAUCAACUGUACAUCAGGUAGCAACAAUUGCACCGUGACGAACAGCUACGGCACCUUCUCCGACCGGACCACUUGCCGAGUGGCAGCUGCUGUGUAUCCAUCAGACGAGAUGGAAUUGCUACAUGCCGUAUCGAAUGCAUCCAUGAAAAAGCAAAAGAUGAAGGUGGUGACCGUCUACUCUCACGGCAUGACCAAGAUCUCCUGUCCAGGUGGGCCUAGUGGGACUGGUCUUGCAAUAAGCACUGAGCGGUUGAAUCAUGUGGCUAGCAUUGACUCGGCAAGCAUGCGCAUAACCGUGGAGAGUGGGAUAACCAUGAGCAGAAUCGUAGAUGCCGCGGCUCAGGUGGGAUUGGCGGUCUCACAUUCGCCCUACUGGCUAGGACUUACCUUGGGUGGUGUAUUGAGUACAGGAGGACAUGGGAGUUCGUUGUUUGGAAAGGGAUCAGCUGUUCAUGAGUAUGUUGUGGGUAUGAGGCUUGUUGUUCCGAAUCCUGAGCCUAUCAACGGCUACUAUGCGAGGAUUGUGGACCUUGGAGAAGAUGACCCUGACCUCUUAGCAGCUAAAGUGUCUUUGGGUGUGCUGGGAGUCAUUUCUCAGGUGACGCUUCAACUAGAGCCCAUGUUCAAGCGCUCCAUCACCAACAGGGUCUCACUGGAUGCAGAUUUUGAAAACACCAUUGCUACGUUCGGUGAGACCACUGAGUACGGCGACAUCACUUGGUAUCCUUCACAAGCUAAGGUAGUAUACCGAGAUGACUUUCGUGUUCACACAAGCAUAGCCGGAGAUGGCAAUAAUGAUUUAUUCCCGCUACAACUAUCGCUGCUCGUCGAGUCGACUCGUGCAGUAGAGGAAACAUUCGAAGCGACGGGAAAUUCCAAAGGAAAAUGUUUAUUGUCCAAAAUUCAAGUAACGGCGGCACUCCAGGGGGGCGGGGCACUAAAGAACGGUGGGAAUUUACUGGGUUUCACAGGCUAUCCAGUGAUUGGGAAUCAGAGCAAGAUGCAGGGCUCAGAAUCUUGCAUGAAGGGCACUGAUGAUGAACUACUCACUGCUUGUCAAUGGGACCCACAAAUCAAAGGGCGGUUCUUUCAUCAAACUGCCUUUAGCAUACCUUUAGCCAACGUGACUUCCUUCUUCGUCGACGUGAAGAAACUAAGAGACAUGGAUCCCACUGCUCUCUGCGGUGCUGAAUUGUACGGCGGAUUCUUAACAAGGUUUGUUCGGGAAUCUACAGCGUAUCUCGGGAAGACGACUGAUUCAUUCCAGAUAGACAUGACCUAUUACCGAUCCCGCGACCCAAAUGAGCCUCGGCUUCAUGAAGAUGUGUUUGAAGAGAUCGAGCAAAUGGCAUUUUUCAAAUACAAUGGACUUCCUCAUUGGGGGAAGAAUAGGAACGUUGGUUUUCACGGGGUGAGAGAUAAGUUAGGGCCGAAAGGGGAUAUGUUUAUACAAGUGAUGGAGAGGUAUGAUCCAGAUGGUUUGUUUUCUUCUGAAUGGACGGAUGGGAUCUUAGGAUUGCGUGGGGCUGGAGUGUUGAUCGAGAAGAAUGGCUGUGCACUUGAAGGAUUGUGUAUAUGCUCGAUGCAUGAACAUUGUGCACCACACAAGGGCUACUAUUGUCGUCAGGGGCAUGUAUUUACUGAAGCUCGUGUGUGUCGGAAAAUCGACAUCUCUCAGGCUAAUCGAAUGGAUGAUGCUUGCUGGGACCAUGCGGAUGACCUGUCACGUGUGUGGGACAUCUGAGCCGUGAACGGGAUGGUUCAUCCGUGAAGAUUAUCUGGGCCAAUGUUUACGACGAAUGUGUUAUAAUAAAUGUGUGACCCACCUUAUGAUUCAGCAGUCUUAAUUUUGUGCCUGACCUCUUACCUGGUGUGGCCCACUUGAUGCACCGUCGGAUGUUCCAUGCACAUGCCAGGUUAGCAUGUCAGGCAAAAAUAUAUAUAUCUAUUUUACAGUAUGUUAAUCAUUCACUACUUUCCUUGCGAGGCA